Lactuca sativa (garden lettuce) is the source of this 992-nucleotide messenger RNA. Its product is annotated as 3'-5' exonuclease. Gene Ontology annotation, biological process: nucleobase-containing compound metabolic process. The record is from RefSeq and is a predicted model, not a curated record. NCBI's taxonomy places the organism in Eukaryota, Viridiplantae, Streptophyta, Magnoliopsida, Asterales, Asteraceae. Gene Ontology annotation, cellular component: cytoplasm; nucleus. Gene Ontology annotation, molecular function: nucleic acid binding; 3'-5' exonuclease activity.
UAUAUAGAAUUACCCAUAAAUAUUUGAUGUAUGGAUUCGUUGAUGGAAAUCGUUUAUAAAACCUAUUCAACAUCAGUCGGGCGAUAUGAUUCUAGUACCCUUUUCCAAUCCGCUUUUAUUUCCCUUCAACUUUCUUUCACUCUCUUCUACAACCACGCGCCACCAAAGAAGCCAUGGCCACGGCGAGGACGAUGAGCAUCGUGGAUCAUGAACUCCCGGACGAUACACACAACAUCUACGACGUCACAUUCUUCGAAGACACCAUCUCAACCAUAGUCACAAAUACACCAUCAUACGUCGACACUUGGAUCUCCGACAUCGAACGCAUCCACCGCAGCCGUCUCCACUCCCUCGUCGUCGGCCUCGAUGUUGAGUGGCGUCCUAACCAGAGUCGGAACUUCGAAAACCCAGUGGCCACGCUCCAACUCUGCGUGGGACGCAGCUGCUUAAUUUUUCAGAUCCUCCACUCCCCUAACGUCCCUUCGUCGCUCCGAAACUUCUUCAGCAAUCCCUCCUACACCUUCGCCGGCGUUGGGAUCGAUAACGACUUGGAGAAGCUUACGGAAGAUUACAAUCUGGUGGCUGCGAAAACGGCUGAUGUGAGGGCGUUGGCUGCGGAGAAGUAUGGUUUGAGGGAGCUUAAGAAUUCAGGGUUGAAAGAAUUGACGAGAAGGGUUCUUGGGAAGGAGGUGAGCAAGCCGAAGGCGAUUACGAUGAGCAGAUGGGAUAAUCAAUGGCUGACUUCGUCUCAGGUACAGUAUGCUUGCAUCGAUGCUUUCUUGAGUUUUGAGAUCGCGAGGGUCUUGAUUUCUGGGAAUCAGAACUGAAUUUGAAUUCGCCAUCUUUGAUCUAAGGUAAUUUGAUUUAGGGUUCUUAAUUUUUCAUGUUUGAUUUGAUGAUGAUUUAUCUAUCCAUUUAGGAUUUGGGUUUUACAAAACGAUUCUGUACAGGAUUUGGAUCUAUGUUAUAUAUUUCUUAGUGUUCUGUGUUCA